Messenger RNA from Malaclemys terrapin pileata, 1326 nucleotides. RefSeq names its product natural cytotoxicity triggering receptor 3 ligand 1-like. The record is from RefSeq and is a predicted model, not a curated record. Bases 1 to 1326 code for a protein of 441 amino acids. NCBI's taxonomy places the organism in Eukaryota, Metazoa, Chordata, Testudines, Emydidae. The transcript has 7 exons.
AUGGGUCUGUGCAGCAGUGAAUGGCUCCCUGUCAGCACAGCAGGCUCCCAGCUGCAGAUCUACACCCCCCCGUCCUCCCAGGCCCCGCUGGGCUCUGGGGCGCUGCUGAAAUGCCGGUUCAGCAUUGGGGAGCAGAUUGACCUGAGCUCCCUGCGGGUUCAGUGGUAUUUCUCAGGGCGCCGGAUACUGGAGUACCCCCCGGGGCAGGGGGAUCCCCAGCCCGGAGCCAGCAUCUCGGAACAGGAGCUAAGGAACGGGAACGCCUCGCUGUCGCUGGCCAGAGUGACGCCGUUUGACCAGGGGCCCUAUAAAUGUGUCGUCGGGUACGGCGUGGAGGAGCUGCAGAGUGAGACGACCCUCAGCGUGGCCGCGGCUCCGAGAAUCUCCAUCCCCCGGCGAUCGGCCAGGAAAGAUACUGAGAGCUUUUUCCUGUGCCACGUGUGGGGAUUCUACCCCGGGGACGUCACCGUCACGUGGCUGAGAGACGGGCGGGUUCUGACCGACGCCACCCGCUCUGCCCCCCAGAGGAACCCGGACGGGACCUUUAACCUCACCCUGACCUACACCUUCACCCCCACCGCGAGCGACUCCGGCAGCAACUUCUCCUGCCACGUCACCCACGCGGCUCUGGCCCAGCCCCUGCAGGAGGAGUUCCCCCUGGAUGUCACAGCUGCUCCCAGACUCUCCAUCCCCCAGCGAUCGGCCGGGACAGACACAGCGACCUCCUUCCCCUGCCACGUGUGGGGAUUCUACCCCCAGGACAUCGCCGUCACGUGGCUGAGAGACGGGCGGGUUCUGACCGACGCCACCCGCUCUGCCCCCCAGAGGAACCCGGACGGGACCUUUAACCUCACCCUGACCUACACAUUCACCCCCACCGUGAGUGACUCCGGCAGCAUCUUCUCCUGUCACGUCAGCCACGCGGCUCUGGCCCAGCCCCUGCGGGAGGAGUUCCCCCUGGAUGUCACAGAGGCGCAUGGUUCCACCACGGCGCUCACAGCAGUGCUGGGGAUCUCGGUAACACUGGCCAUGGUGACGACAGCGUUAGCCACUUACUUCUGGUGCCGAUGGAAAGGCCGCUGUGCCCCCACCAGCACUGAUGGGAAAGUUCCCUACUCCGACUCUGAGGUACCAGAUGGGAAAGUCUCCAAAUCCGUCUCUGAGGUGCUGGUGCCGGGCGAUGCCAUGGAGGGGACAUUCCCCGAGGACACGGCUGUGACAUGGGAGCGGAUACACGGACAGGACAGGACGCUGAUCGGGACUGACGGGGUCACCCCAGCGCUGGAGAGCGACACAGGAGAGAUCACGGACCUGCCUCAUGGAUAA